CAGCGCUGGAGGAUCUGCUGGCUGAGACAGAGUGAAGGGGGAUGCUGACAGCCCCACAGCCUCUGGUCAGAGCAGGACAGAGCUUUGUUUUGUGGCUCCAUUCAGUGAGGCAGCAUUUGGGAAACACUUUUUUGGGGUGGUGGGUGGAAAGGAGGAUCUUCUUGCUGAACUGAGGAGCAGGACUUCUCCCUCCCCUUGGGGACAGAGAGGGGGAACCCAGAGCAGCUGGACCGAGACUGCAGGAUGGCCUUCAGUUCCCACACAGCCAAGACACCCCUUUUCACCUCUGCCUCCAUCUAACAGCACUUUCUCAUUUUCAAAAGAGUUGAGAGAAGCACUGAAACACAGAUAUGUGUUGGGGUUCCAUUUCUUGCCUCACUUCUCUCUGCUACCCUGCCUGUCCAGCGUGUAAUGGAAAUUUUACCGCAGCCGCUCGAUGAGCAAACAGGAAGCCAGCAGAGAGCGUGGCAGCUCGCUGUGGCCCAGCUCAGCUCAGCCGGGGGACAAGAAAGGCUAUAAAAGACAGCAUGGGGGUGGCAGGGGGAGGAGAGCAGGCCAGAGGGGCCACGGCUGGCAGCGGUGCAGGGGACCUGGUCCUGGGUUCACAGAGCAGGACGGGCAGCACCAACCCCCAGCAGCCCCACGGCCGCCACCUCCACCCAGCACAUGGAGAAGCACAGCAGGGAGCGGGGGGACACCAGAGCUUCGUCUGCGCCCUGGCAUGGCUGUUUGUGAGGCUGGGCAAGGACCAAAGUGGGUGUGAGCCCCCAAGGAGCAAAGGGAGGAAAGUGGCCGGCAAAUCCCGCCUGCUCCUCAGGGGAAGCUGCUGGAAGCUCGGCCACACCUUAGUGCUGAAGGUGCCACGGCCGGGGAGCGGCAGCUGCCGCGUGUGAGCUGCUGCUCAUGUGACAGGAGGCUCCGAGUGCCAAAAGCACCUAAUUAGGAACCUCUCCGACUCCCCCCCGGAUCUGUGCCGCUGUGUGCAGCGAGCGCAGCCCAGGGGUGAGUUCGGCAUCCUUGAAAACAUCAUUAACACUUCGCUCCUCACAUUCCUGACUAGAGGAGGAGAGAGUGACAGCCCUAAAAGUGAUGAUAAUGAAUCCCCAGGCAGUGCACAGGGCCCAUCAGCGCUGGAUUUGUCAGUAAUUUAUGAAGGCAGCAGGGAAAAAAAAGGGUAUUUUUAAUUUUUCAAGUUGAGCUUCCUAAAUAAAACACAAGUCCAAGAUACACUUGUCAGAAUCACUGUCUUUCCUACAAUUAAAUAACUAAUCCUAAAGGUAAAUGGUCUAAAACAUUACCAGCCACAGAGCAGGCCACGGGGGCAAGGGGUGAGCUGAGCUGCCUCUCCCUGCGCCUGCUCCUGGCCCUGCCGUGGCGGUGCAGGAGCGGAAAUCUCUGCCCAGAGCCACGGGCUCACUCUUCUGAGACAAGGUGGCCCCCAAAUCCCCCUGAGUGAUGCUCUGGGCACCAGCCCCUCCUGCUGCAUCUCUCCCUGGCCCCUCCAAGUGCUGCUUCUGCAGAGCAGCCCCAGGAGAUGGGCUAGAAAGAGUUUUUCAGAGCCGGCGCAGCCCCACGUGCAGAGGAGGAGACAAAAUUGCUGAGCUGGACCCCCUGGACCCACUGAGUCCUAGCACGACUUCAAGAAGAUUUAAAACCAUGCUAGGAGCCCCCAUGAGCAGCCAGGCAGCACAGCUCCAUUCCCCAUGCUGGGAUCCAGUCUCUGCUUUCAUCUCCUCAUGGGAUUUUGGGGUCACACUUGCCCUGAGCCCCCAGCAGGUGUGGGGAUGCCCUGGGAGCUGCAGGCAGCGCUCCUGGCAGUGCAGCAGGGCCAGGCUCAGCACUGGUAUUAGGGUAGGGGAAAGCACAGGAUCAGGCAUGGGGGACGGGGAGAAAAGCAGCCUCAGGUGGAGCACUGGAAAUGAGAGAGGAUCUCGAUGAUUCAACGAAGAAAAGGACUUUAAAAGCUCACAAAGCCAGCAGGAGGCAGCUGCUCCCCCUUCCUGCCCACCAAGCGCUUGCUCUGCUGCUGCUGGGAGUCAUUCUGCAGUUGUGGGGGGGUUAGGGGACCCCCAGAUUGCCACCCCCACAAACCUCUUCAGCCGUUCUUGUGACCCUCAGAACUCUACAGAGCCCUUGUUUUCCACGUGGUUCUUGCCCUGGAGGAGGAUGGGAGGCGUUCUUGCCGUUCAUCCAAGUUCUGCCUAAUGUGGGCUGGUUUGCUUUUCCCCCUUCUCUUAAGUCUGUUCCUCAGGAGGGAAUUGUAAUUUUAGAGACAGCAGUGCUUCUGCAAGGUGAAGGAAGCAAUUGCUGAGCUCUGAGGGCCAGGCAAUGGAGGCUCCAGCAGAGCAGGGAAAGGCAAAUGAAUCCCUCGCCUGGCUCCCGUGGAUCCCGGGAUGCACCCCCAGGGGUGUGUCUGUGCUAGGAUAAGGCCGGGAGAAGAACACGCCUUUGUGCUAUGUCAAAGGAGGGGGAUUGUGCUCCAGAAGCGCAUUUUGCUUCUGCAGUGAAGUUUCCAUCGGUGCGAGAGCAGCAGAGGGAUCCCUGGGAGGAGCCGGGAGGCAGCCGGGGCUGCCUUCACCAAACAACUGCCGAAGGAGCCGUCGGGAAAACUUUCCCUGCCACGUGAACCGCUGCAGAGCUCAGGGCCGAGCCCGCACACAGGCGUGUGCCCGGUGUGCCCCUCUGCCAUGGGCAGCCUGGCCCCGAGAGAAUCGGGGGCUCCAUGGGGCUGCCCAGGGCCCAGGAGCAGCACCCGCAGCAACGGGAGAGUGGGGGGCUUGGCUGGCGGCUCCUGCCGCACCCCCGGGCACCCCGAUACACACAGAGGCUCUGUCGGGCACACUCAUGAACUCACACUCACCUCCCACCCCUCCAGCUCCCCCUCAGCUCUCCAACCCCCCAAACCCGCAACGCACCGAGAAACGCCCCUGAACACAUCGGUGCCCGCUUGCACACACACCCCUGCACGCCCCACGCCCCCCAAAACACUCCCCCUGCCUCACCCCACGUACCCCCCGGACUCCCAUACCCGUGAACCCCCCGCGGCCCCCUGCCAGACGCUCCCCCCUGCCAUGUUCCCCCAGACUGUCGCCCCCCAGCCUGUCCCCUCGCCGCCCGUGUCCCCCCGCUCUCCCCCCGUUCAGCACCGCGGACAGAUCCCGGCCCCGCUCCCAUCACGUGGCUCCCCCGCCCCUAUAAAGCGCGGGGCGCGGAGCGGCGCGUCCUGCGGGAGGCGCGGAGCCAGCGGAGCGCCCGAGAGCGGUGAGACCCGCACGGGGACCGGGACGGCCACCGCCACCCCCGGGAGCCCCGGCACGAGGAGGGGGAUCCCGAGCUCGGGGGCGCCCUGUCCCGGGGGGAGGAGGGUCCUGUCCCGGGGUAGGGGGGUGUCCCCUCGCGGGGGGUCCCAGGUCCUAGAGGGUCCCGUCCCGGCUGCCGAGGGUGUCUCCUGCCCGGGGGGAGUCCCAUCCCGGGAGAAGGGGUGUCGCGUCCCCGGGUGGGGGAUCCCAGCCCGGGGGGGUCCCAUCCCCAGAAGGGUCCUGUCCCAGGGACGGGGGGUAGGACUCCCAUCGGCGAGGGUGGGGACGCCGUCCCGGGGGGCUUCAUCCCCAGGGAAUUUCAUCCCUUGGGAGGGGGUCCCCAACGGGGUGAAGCCCCUCGAGUGACCCCUGACCGCAGCGGGGGGGAUGUGGGGGU
Molecule: messenger RNA, 3696 nt
Organism: Motacilla alba alba
Lineage: Eukaryota; Metazoa; Chordata; Aves; Passeriformes; Motacillidae
Product: translation initiation factor IF-2-like
Exons: 2
Coding region: 2688-3665 (325 amino acids)
Source: RefSeq, a predicted model, not a curated record